CCAAGGCCGGUUGCCGGGGCAGCCGGGGCCGUGCCGGCUGAGGGCGAGCGGGACGGCCGGGCCAGCGGCCGAGGGGACCUGGGCCUGUGGGACUGGGUGUCAGUCGGCCCGCGCCCGGCGGCGGCAGGAGCCGGGCUGCUCCGCGGGCCGCUGCGGAGCCGUCAGCCAGCAUGCCGCUAGCGGGGCUUUGCGCCGUUGGCGUCACCGGCAGAGCGGCGCCGCCUGCGAAGCGGCCUGUCAGCGCUGGAGCGGACCACCCAGAGAUACAAAAAGAAAUAUCCAGGAAGGACGAUAGGCUCCUCACCUUGUUAAAAGAUGUUUAUGUCGAGUCCAGAGAUCCACCUGUGCGGGUAAAAGAUGGAGGUGGUGAACAUCUUCCAUGUAAACAGGAAGAAAAAAGACUUACAAAGCUAGGCCACUUGGGAGAUCUAGAUGUUAAGAAAGUUCCCAAAGGCAAAAUUUCCAUUGUGGAGGCUCUGACACUUCUUAAUAAUCAUAAACUUCAUCCUCAAAUAUGGACUGCAGAGAAAAUAGCAGCAGAAUACAGUCUGGAACUGCAGGAGGUCAAAUCACUUCUGGAAUUCUUCAUUCCUUUUGCUGUACAGGAAUUUCCUAAAGACACCAAAAAAGCUAUAAAACCAACAUAAAAAUAAUUACCAAAAACCUUGUGUGAUCUCAGUUGUGUCUUAAUUUUGCUUUUGAGUAUGUUCAGUGUCUGAAUAGAGCUGGUAACAUGUCACUCAACAAGGCGGCUUUCUUAUCCCAGCAAGAUGUAUUCAAGGAAUUCCAUUCUAUAUUUGGUGGCUUCAGUUAAAUGUAGCAACUAUAGGAUACAGUUUGUAAACCAGACUAUAACUACCAAGUUCAGCAUGUCACAUGAUUGUGAUUAUUCCAUUCAGAUGUUACGGGUUCAGUUGAAACAUGCAAGUUCUAGUUGGAACUUUGCCUUAACAGAUUGCCUGUCUUAGCAGAGACUUCCUGGCCUUCAGCUAAAUCAGUGCUCUGUGUGUGUCAGCUCUGUAGUUGGAUUUGUUUUGUAUAGAUUUAUUUUGUAUAAGAAUGGCAUAGUAUUUAUACUUUGUAAAGAAGGUUAACCACAAGAUCAUUUGGGAAAUUCAGCUGUCUCAGACUUGAAAUAAAAAGAAAAUGAAUAGCAAGGAGGCCUCUUUCAGAUUGCUGGAACAGUAAUGGCUGAUGCGUGGUUUCUCUUUCAGUUUGCUCUGAUUUAACUUAAAUAUCUGUACCUCCCCAUGUACUGUCUGUCUGUCACUGAGUUUGUAAAGAGUGAUGAUGAUCUGCCAUCAGUAUUGCAUCAGACUCUGGCACCUAGUUUAGGAGAAAUAAGGGUUCAUAUUGUAAAUAAUAGGUAGCUAUCAAAUGUAACUGGUUCUGCUAACUGGACCCACUAGUAGGUCUACUUGCCAGUGUCUGCCUGUCCUGUUACAAAAGGUUUUUCUCUCCACGGAGGCCUUGUCUGCCUUAUCCAAACGUGGGCUUAGAUUGGGUCAUGUUCAUUGAUAAUAAAUUAUCUGCAUGCUACAAUAUGGAAGAUGAACAGCAUCUUUUCUGACUGUUAGUAAAGGAUAUUGCAAACUGUGAGGAGGUAACUGGAUCGUAAGCCUUCUGAUACUAUGACUUCAGGUCUGUGUAAGUAAGGAAGAAGUUUUGCACUGUUGAUUAAUACUGGAGUGAAAAUCAGUUCUCGUUUUCCAGAUAAGCUGGGGUUGGGAGGGGGAUUAAUCAGAAUUGAUAUUUAAAAAUGCAUUAUGGUUGCCUUUAUUAAAAAAAAAGAGAGAAAAAAAGUUACUUUUGUGUGGUGCCAACACUCCUAGUACCCAUCACCAAAGAAGUUGAAUUUAUUAAAAGAAUGGAUGUCAGUACUAGGCCUACAAUGUAACUUUUAAGAACUUUUCUGCCAAGUAUUAGAUUUCAGAUUCUGGUAGAUGUUUUACUGGGAAGACCAUUAGCUUUGCUAUUUCACAGCAUGAUUAUUUCCACUUCUCUCAUAUGGAACAAGGUAUUUAACAGUACAGUUUGCUACAUUGUAAUCAAGGUUUUGCUUGAUUAAUUUCUGAAGGACAUAAUACUGUACCUUAGUGGAAGAUGAUAACUAAGUGCAUUGUAUAACCAUUCAAAAUUGUUAGUCUUUGGAUGUGUGGAUUUGGGAUAGGCUUGUCAUUUUUCUUGUGAUGGCAACAGAGUUGCACUCUGAAACUAAUGUGUCUGUGCUAUGUACAACACUAAUAUUUUUUCAUUUUCCACGAAAUACUCUGGUUUAUAGAAUGUUGUAAAAGAAAUACAUUAUUGAGUACUGUUCAUCCUAAUGUAAUAUUUAAGAUAAUAUUCAGAAAACAGCUGUGGAAUGCAUUUGGUACAGAUACUGUUGUUAUUAUUAUUGGAGAUGCUGUCAUUUCCUACUUUAAAAAUGAAUCUCUAAUUAGGUAUUGGAGUUGAUUAAACAUUCACUUUACCAUCGGCACCAAA
Molecule: messenger RNA, 2484 nt
Organism: Columba livia (rock pigeon)
Lineage: Eukaryota; Metazoa; Chordata; Aves; Columbiformes; Columbidae
Gene: NDUFAF4
Product: NADH:ubiquinone oxidoreductase complex assembly factor 4
Exons: 3
Coding region: 171-647 (158 amino acids)
Biological process (GO): mitochondrial respiratory chain complex I assembly
Cellular component (GO): mitochondrion
Source: RefSeq, a predicted model, not a curated record